AUGUCGGAGGUGAAUGCCUCGUCCGAACCCUUAAAUAUACUAUCUGCGGAGCCGUCUUUGAAGCACUCUUCAGUUCCUAGGUCUGUUGACUCCCUUACGUCACUUGGUCCAGUGUCCAGCCCCACGGAACUAAUGAAGGCAGUACUAGCAAAUGAUCUGAGCAGGGCCAACAAUUACUUCCACGAAGCAGGAUGCUUCAUGACCAACGGUGAAACAGCGCUGAUGAUGGCUGCUAAGAGACACCAACUGCCUCUGGUAUCUCUUUUACUCCCACAGGAGAAAAACAUGCAGGAUAAAGAUGGUUACACUGCUCUCAUGUAUGCGGCCUGCUACAACUAUACUGAGGUUGCCUGUUUACUAAAAUGUGAGCUAGGAAAGCAAACAAGCUCUGGAUGGACAGCGCUCAUGCUUGCGGUGUUUCACAACAGUCUCGAAUGCAUUCCCUUGCUACUUAGCGAAAUGCCGCUGCGGAACAGAAUGGGCUAUACUGCCCGGGAUCUAGCUAUAAAGGGUGGAAGGACAGAGGCUCUACAGGCCAUGACAACGCCUUCCACUCUUCCUCGAGCGCCUACUUAG
This is a messenger RNA of Giardia duodenalis, 576 nucleotides long. RefSeq names its product Ankyrin repeat protein 1. Gene Ontology annotation, molecular function: protein binding. Lineage: Eukaryota; Fornicata; Diplomonadida; Hexamitidae. The transcript has a single exon. The coding region runs from base 1 to 576 and encodes 191 amino acids. The record is from RefSeq and is a predicted model, not a curated record.